AUGAGGGACGAAGUCUGUUGUGCUGCGAAUUUCGUGGCAGAGUUGCUCAGCACUGGUGUUGAGUGCAUGGACGAAGAGCAGGUUGAGAUGUUCACGACAGACCUGACGCAUCGCUUGAUGGAACACUAUAAAUGUCACUGGCAUCCCGAGAAACCCACGAAAGGCAGUGGGUAUCGAUGCCUGAGGAUCAACCAUCAAGCAGAUCCCAUCAUUCAGUGCGCUGCAGAUCAUGCUUCGCUCACCUCCGAACUACAUCGAUUGCCAGCGGAGCUGACUAUCUGGGUCGAUCCGCGUGAGGUUUCCUACCGCAUUGGCGAGGAUGGAUCAGUGUGCAAUUUGCUCAAGCGAGCCGCGCCGCCAUCCACCAGCAUUAGCCCGAACGCAGAAAGUUGGUAUCCUGCGUCUCGUUCGCCACCAUCGCCGAGCGUCUCCCCACCUCGACAAAGUACAUCGCCCAACUACAGCUACAGUCCUGUCAAUUUCGAAGUGAGGCGCUCGCCGCUAACGCGCCGUCUCUCUCAGCCCGAUUCGACUCCAUGGAACCGCCAGGGCGCUUCUCUGUCAUGGCUCAACGCCACGACGAGCAGCAGCAGCAAUAGUAACAACUACAACAGCAGCGAAUACACUCGCCACGUAUCCUACAGACAGCAGUCGUAUCCAUCUCCUCCGGAGUCACCCCCGACGAUUACGUCCAGCCAUCACCACCACCACCACCACCAGUUCCUGGCUCGCUCUCCAUCACCUCCCUACCGGAGCAGUCGCAUGGCCAGGUUUGUGGCGACGCCCGUAUCGUAA
Molecule: messenger RNA, 795 nt
Organism: Sycon ciliatum
Lineage: Eukaryota; Metazoa; Porifera; Calcarea; Leucosolenida; Sycettidae
Product: protein BTG2-like
Exons: 1
Coding region: 1-795 (264 amino acids)
Biological process (GO): negative regulation of cell population proliferation; negative regulation of mitotic cell cycle
Cellular component (GO): nucleus; cytoplasm
Source: RefSeq, a predicted model, not a curated record